GCAGUGAAUGAGCGAGAGCGACUGUACGGUCGUGUUUCCCAUCAGCAGCAGCUUUUAAACGGCGAAAUAUUUCCACCAUGGGCCUCAACAACGACCCGAACUUCAUCAAACUGGAGCAAUGGUACAAAUCCAGCGCGGGAAACCUCAACAUGAGGCAAAUGUUCGAGGCCGAUGCUGACAGAUUCAACAAGUUCAGUUUGCAGCUGUCGACAGAUGAUGGGGAUCUCCUGCUGGACUUCUCCAAAAACCUGAUCAAUGAAGACGUCAUGAGUUUGCUCUUCGACAUGGCGAGAUCAGUGGGCGUCGAGGCGGCCCGGGAACAGAUGUUUGCAGGAGAGAAGAUCAACUUCACUGAGGGUCGUGCCGUCCUCCACACCGCCCUGAGGAACCGCUCCAACACUCCCAUCAUAGUGGACGGAAAAGACGUGAUGCCAGAGGUGAACCGAGUCCUGGAGCAGAUGAAGAGCUUCUGCCAUAAAGUGCGCAGCGGCGCUUGGAAAGGCUUCAGUGGGAAAAGCAUCACUGAUGUGGUGAACAUCGGCAUCGGAGGAUCAGACCUGGGUCCUCUGAUGGUGACUGAAGCGCUGAAGCCGUACUCUAAAGGAGGACCCAAUGUCUGGUUCGUCUCUAAUAUUGACGGCACACACAUGGCCAAAACCCUCGCGCAGCUCAACGCCGAGACCACACUCUUCAUCAUCGCCUCCAAGACAUUCACCACCCAGGAGACCAUCACUAACGCAGAGACGGCCAGAGAAUGGUUUCUGCAGGCCGCUAAAGACAAAUCUGCUGUGGCCAAACAUUUCGUGGCUCUUUCCACAAACGCGCCAAAAGUGAAGGAGUUCGGCAUCGACACCAACAACAUGUUUGAGUUUUGGGAUUGGGUCGGCGGCCGCUAUUCUCUGUGGUCUGCUAUCGGCUUGUCCAUCGCUCUGCACAUCGGUUUUGACAAUUUCGAGCAGCUUCUGUCUGGUGCUCACUGGAUGGAUAAUCACUUCCGCUCGGCCCCUCUGGAGCAGAACGCUCCGGUCAUUCUGGCUCUGCUCGGCGUCUGGUAUGUCAACUUCUUCCAGGCUGAAACGCAUGCACUGCUGCCCUACGAUCAGUACAUGCAUCGCUUCGCUGCGUAUUUCCAACAGGGGGACAUGGAGUCCAACGGGAAGUACAUCACCAAGUCUGGCACUCGUGUGAAUUACCACACGGGACCCAUCGUUUGGGGAGAACCAGGAACUAAUGGACAGCACGCUUUCUACCAGCUCAUUCACCAGGGCACUCGCUUGAUUCCAGCUGACUUCCUCAUUCCUGCGCAGAGCCAGCAUCCUAUCAGAGAUAACCUGCAUCAUAAGAUCCUGAUGGCGAAUUUCCUGGCGCAAACAGAGGCUCUGAUGAGGGGAAAGACUUCUGAUGAGGCUAAGAAGGAGCUCCAGGCUUCUGGGUUGUCUGGAGACUCGCUGGAGAAACUCCUGCCUCAUAAAGUUUUCCAAGGAAACAAGCCAAGCAACUCCAUCAUCUUUAAGAAACUUACACCCUUCAUGCUUGGUGCACUGGUUGCGAUGUAUGAGCACAAGAUCUUCGUGCAGGGUGUGAUGUGGAAUAUCAACAGCUAUGAUCAGUGGGGCGUCGAACUCGGCAAGCAACUGGCCAAGAAGAUCGAACCCGAGCUGCAGGACGAUGCGGAGGUUCAUUCCCACGACUCCUCCACCAAUGGACUCAUUGGAUUCUUCAAGAAGAACCGCUUUUAGAUAUUUCCGCAACCCAACCUCCGCUGACCCCCUCAUCCAAUGAGGUUAGAGAGUUCUGUAUUAACGCUUGGCAUAGUUCAGACGGGGAGCCGAGAGCAGGAGGAUGAGCACUUUAUGUCUGUCGUCAUCUAUAAGGCAUGAUGGUUUCGUGUGUGUUUGUGUGAGAUUUCGACUGUAUUCCUGUAUCUGUGGACCAGUGUGGGACGAUUCUGUCAGUAUGCACCGCUCAAUCUGCUGUAGAUGGAUCUUCAUGUUCUCCUUUGGACCAACGAACCACAAUAAAUGUAUUAUUUGUCA
Molecule: messenger RNA, 2036 nt
Organism: Danio rerio (zebrafish)
Lineage: Eukaryota; Metazoa; Chordata; Actinopteri; Cypriniformes; Danionidae
Gene: gpia
Product: glucose-6-phosphate isomerase a
Biological process (GO): glycolytic process; carbohydrate derivative metabolic process; gluconeogenesis
Cellular component (GO): cytoplasm
Molecular function (GO): carbohydrate derivative binding; isomerase activity; glucose-6-phosphate isomerase activity
Source: RefSeq, marked validated